UGUCCUUCCUGUUCACCCAUAAUAACAGUGAUGGCGGCUGCUGCACGGUUCUUCAUCCGAGGGGCUAACUCGAAGAUUUCCAUCUCCGGUGUUGGCACCGGGGGUCAGAGCUCUUUUGGGGCCGCUUUACUAAAACUGUCGCCGGGCUGCAGCCCUAGUUCAAAAACACAACGAAGACAUGCAGCUCACUUUACCUUUCAGCCUGACCCUGUCCCGACAGAAUAUGGUUCGACACAGAAGAUGAACUUGUUCCAGUCAAUUACAAGUGCCUUGGAUAACACCCUCGCGACUGAUCCUACAGCAGUCAUCUUUGGGGAGGAUGUUGCCUUUGGCGGAGUAUUCCGAUGCACAGUUGGCCUAAGAGACAAAUACGGUAAAGACAGAGUCUUCAACACUCCUCUGUGUGAGCAGGGGAUUGUGGGAUUUGGCAUCGGUGCAGCUGUUGCUGGUGCAACAGCUAUUGCUGAGAUCCAGUUUGCUGACUACAUCUUUCCAGCAUUUGAUCAGAUAGUGAAUGAAGCAGCCAAAUACCGCUACCGUUCUGGCAACUUGUUCGACUGUGGGAACCUCACCAUCAGGGCUCCGUGGGGUUGCGUCGGCCAUGGAUCUCUGUACCACUCUCAAAGUCCUGAAGCCUUCUUCGCCCACUGCCCCGGGAUCAAGAUUGUAAUACCACGUAGUCCAGUUCAGGCCAAAGGACUGCUCCUUUCCUGCAUUGCUGAUAAAAACCCGUGCAUAUUCUUUGAGCCCAAGAUUCUGUACAGAGCAGCAGUGGAGCAGGUUCCAGUGGAGUCCUACACCAUCCCACUCUCACAGGCCGAGAUCCUGCAGGAAGGAAGUGAUGUCACUCUGGUCACCUGGGGGACACAGAUCCAUGUGUUGAAGGAGGUGGCCAACAUGGCUCAGGAGAAACUGGGAGUAUCCUGCGAGGUCAUUGAUCUAAGGACCAUCCUUCCCUGGGAUACUGAAACGGUUUGCAAGUCGGUGGUGAAAACUGGGCGUUUGCUCAUCAGUCAUGAGGCACCAAUAACAGGAGGCUUUGCAGCUGAAAUCAGCUCCACAGUCCAGGAAGAGUGUUUCCUUAACCUAGAGGCUCCCAUCAGUAGGGUCUGUGGUUACGACACCCCCUUCCCUCACAUCUUUGAGCCCUUCUACAUCCCAGACAAGUGGAAGUGCUUUGAUGCAAUCAGGAGGAUGAUCAACUACUGAGCACCUGUAAGAGCCAACUUCUGGUAUAACCCCGAACUCUACUCUCUCCAUCUUUCCUCUUCAUUCAUCCAGCCAGUGGAGAGGAGCCAGGAAAAGACACUUUGUUCACCAUCCAAUCACAUAGCAGUAUCCAGAUGGCCUCCAUGUCCCUCUGCAUCCUCAAUCUGAAAGACUGUUACCAUAUCUCCAGCUUAAAGAGCCUUGUUCUCUUGCAAGGAAGACACUACUUGAUGGGCCCUAUCAGCUCAACUUCAGCUGUUCACAUGGAAUUUUCUCCUCGUGGACGUCGGAUCUGGUGGGGAAAACAGAAUAUGGUUGAAUUUGUGACUCAUUUUAUCUGUGCUGUUACUUUUGGUUGAAUGUGUCCACCCCUGCUCAAAUCUUUAGUUAGACAUGAAAUUAAUUGUACUGUACUAAUAUAAAGAAUCUGUGGUUUUUAUGGAAAAUAAAAUAAAGCAAUCACAGUUA
Melanotaenia boesemani (Boeseman's rainbowfish) is the source of this 1677-nucleotide messenger RNA. RefSeq names its product branched chain keto acid dehydrogenase E1 subunit beta (gene bckdhb). Bases 31 to 1209 code for a protein of 392 amino acids. The transcript has 11 exons. The record is from RefSeq and is a predicted model, not a curated record. Gene Ontology annotation, biological process: response to nutrient; branched-chain amino acid catabolic process. Gene Ontology annotation, molecular function: catalytic activity. Lineage: Eukaryota; Metazoa; Chordata; Actinopteri; Atheriniformes; Melanotaeniidae.